Hyaloscypha bicolor E is the source of this 1308-nucleotide messenger RNA. RefSeq names its product WD40 repeat-like protein. The record is from RefSeq and is a predicted model, not a curated record. Gene Ontology annotation, molecular function: protein binding; structural molecule activity. Lineage: Eukaryota; Fungi; Ascomycota; Leotiomycetes; Helotiales; Hyaloscyphaceae. Gene Ontology annotation, biological process: positive regulation of TORC1 signaling; cellular response to amino acid starvation. Gene Ontology annotation, cellular component: nuclear pore outer ring; Seh1-associated complex. The transcript is spliced from 2 exons. The coding region runs from base 1 to 1308 and encodes 435 amino acids.
AUGGCGCCCGCGCAAGAAGAGCCUCGGAAGAAGGAAGAUCCCGCAAAAUCAGCAAAGGAAGAAGACGAUGACCCAUUGGACGACCUGUCCGACGCUUUCCAACUCCUCAGCCAUGGCCACAGAGAUAUGAUCGCAACAACCGCUUUCAACUACUACGGCGAUCGCUUUGCAACCGGCUCCGUUGACGGCAAGAUCAAAGUCUACAAUAAGAAUAAUGCCGGUAAUUGGGUUCUCUGCGAUACGUGGGGAGCUCACAAUGCCGAAGUCUACCAAAUCCAAUGGCUCCACCCCCAACUGCACCCCAACCUCAUCGCCUCCGUGGGCGCCGAUGGCCGCUUCAGACUCUGGGUCGAAGACCCAACCAUCGCGCCCAACAAAGGCCGACGCUUCAACUCGCACUCCAACAAGCCGGUCUGGGAACUGCGCGCCCCGUCGCGAGCCCCCUUCCUCUCCUUCUCCAUGACCUUCAACACCGAGACGCGGCACACGUACCUCGCGGUCAUCAACCGCAACGCCCAGCUCGCCGUCUUCGAGAACGACCAGCCGGAGAACCUCGAGAACUGGAACGAGAUGGAUAAGGUUAACGUGUGUGAUAAGCCGGCGCGUGGAGAAGAAGUGAGCUUCAAGGUCAUGUUUGAUCCGAAUCUCGAGCCGUGCUACAACGCUCUCCGCUUGGGAGUUCCACGGGAUUCAUUGGCGGUGGUGGUGGCGAGCAUGAACCGUGCUAGUCUGUGGCGCACGAAGGAGAUCUCUCACAGCGUCACGCUCGGCUCGUCGACAUCGAAGGAGUUUUAUCUGGCGUGCAGGUUUGAUGGGCAUAGGAGCUUGGUGAGGGACAUUGCGUGGGCGCCGGGUAAUAUUAGAGGGUAUGAUUUUGUGGCUACGGCGUGCAAGGAUGGGUUUGUUCGGGUCUUUAAGGUUGAGACGCCGGGCAAGGCGGGCGAGGAACCGCGGAGUAAGGAUUAUGCGAAGCUUCCGGAAAAGGUUGUGGUUCCGCAGUCGGCGGCUGAGAAUGGUGGGAGAAAUACGCCUUCUGGUAUUGGAGCUGGAUUGGCGAAUGCCAGACCGGGACCAAGUGGCUCGAGGGCACCAGAGAAUCAGGGCAAGGAGGGAGAGGUGCUUCAUGUUGCGACUGAGGUCUCGAAGAUGGCUGCGAAUAGGGUUCCGUGGAAUGUCGACUUUGAUCACGAUGGUCAGGUAUUGGGCUCAACUGGUGAUGAUGGAAAGCUCAUUUUGUGGAGACGAGAACCCAGUGGGAUAUGGAGCAAGUCGUCGGAGUUGGCAAUGGCAAUGUCUGUUGCGUCCUAA